ACUAGGGCCCGGCUGAUCUCACCGCGGACUGGCUUCUUCUAUUGUCUCGCAGUCGCUCCCCUCAGCGCGGGGAAACUCACCCGUUUCUAGCGGAUCUUGAUCCUUCUCAGGGGCGGAUCGUGGCGUAGCGGUGCGAGCUCUACUUCGCUUGCAAGGGCUUCUCUUUCCCCGGCCUUUGCGCCUUUCACCUCGCGGGAUGGGGACGCUGCUGCUACUGUUGGCCCUGGGCGCGCUUCUUUGUUCCGCUGCUGUCGGAGAGGCUCGUGGGGCGCGGAGCUGCGCGGAGACCCGGCAGGCGCUGUCUAGCCGCGGCUUCGCCCUCGGUUCGGUCCCGCCUACCCUUAUCUCGGGAGAGCACCUUCGCAUCUGCCCUCAGGACUACACCUGCUGCGCCAGCGAGACGGAGGAGCGCCUCAGCGAGCAAGGGCAGGCGGACCUCCAGGCGCUGCUGGGGGAGACGGGGGCCUUCUUGACCAGCACUCUCGGCUCUCGCCAGCGCCGCUUUCAGGACUUUUUCGAGGAGCUUCUUGCUGGAGCUGAGCGGUCCCUCCAGGCCAUGUUUGCCCGUUCCUAUGGGCGCCUUUAUACGCAACAUGCCCACCUCUUCCAGGGAUUAUUUGUGGAGUUGCAACAUCACCUUAAGGGGGUCCGGCCGGACCUAGAUGAGGCCCUGAGUGACUUCUGGUCUCAGCUUUUGGAGCGAAUGCUGCCUCUGCUUAACCCCCAGUAUAGCUUCCCAGAAGGGUACCUGGAGUGUGUGGGGCACCAGGUGGAGAGCCUCCAUGCCUUUGGAGACAGCCCCCGCCGGCUCCGGGUGCAG
Candoia aspera is the source of this 820-nucleotide messenger RNA. RefSeq names its product glypican 2 (gene GPC2). The record is from RefSeq and is a predicted model, not a curated record. NCBI's taxonomy places the organism in Eukaryota, Metazoa, Chordata, Lepidosauria, Squamata, Candoiidae. Gene Ontology annotation, cellular component: plasma membrane; cell surface; extracellular region. Gene Ontology annotation, biological process: regulation of protein localization to membrane; cell migration; regulation of signal transduction. The transcript has 3 exons. The annotation marks the transcript as partial.